Auanema sp. JU1783 is the source of this 729-nucleotide messenger RNA. NCBI's taxonomy places the organism in Eukaryota, Metazoa, Nematoda, Chromadorea, Rhabditida, Rhabditidae. The record is from the annotation of a GenBank genome assembly.
AUGUCUCUCUCCAGGUUACUUAGACCGAGUCUAUUUUCGAGAGGUGAUGUGGCAAGUUUUUUUAAACCGGGUCCAGUUAACCAACAAUUUCGGUGCUUCAACAAAAAAACCAAUGAGAAGACCAGAGAUUCCAUGUAUUAUGUUGUUAGUCUGGGUGUGAUUGCGAUUGGGGUCACUUUUGCCGCUAUACCAGCUUAUCGAAUUUUCUGUGAGCAGACCUCUUUCGGAGGUUUAACACAGAUUGCUUCUGAUUUCGAGAAAAUUGCGUUGAUGAAAAAGGUGGAGGACAGGUUGAUUAGAGUUCAGUUCAACUCAGAUGUCCCUUCAAGUAUGCAAUGGGAGUUCAAGCCACAACAACUUGAGAUGUAUGUACAUCCUGGUGAGACAGCUCUAGCUUUCUAUACUGCUAGAAAUCCCACUGAUAAACCUAUUAUUGGUAUAUCUAGUUAUAAUCUAACCCCUUUUCAAGCUGCUUAUUACUUUAACAAGAUACAGUGUUUCUGUUUCGAAGAACAGAUUCUGAAUCCUGGAGAGAAGGUCGACUUGCCUGUCUUCUUUUAUAUUGAUCCUGAUUAUGCUAAUGAUCCUAAUCUGGAGUACUUGGACAGUAUUCUAUUAAGCUAUACAUUUUUUGAAGCUAAAUCUGGAUUGAAAUUGCCUAGUCCUUUUGAUCCGAGUAAUAGACCAAUGGCCAAAGCCGAAGAAUCUCCGAAGAAACAAACAUCUUAA